Molecule: messenger RNA, 3822 nt
Organism: Anguilla anguilla (European eel)
Lineage: Eukaryota; Metazoa; Chordata; Actinopteri; Anguilliformes; Anguillidae
Gene: sap30l
Product: sap30-like
Exons: 4
Coding region: 1047-1583 (178 amino acids)
Biological process (GO): regulation of DNA-templated transcription
Cellular component (GO): histone deacetylase complex
Molecular function (GO): protein binding; transcription coregulator activity
Source: RefSeq, a predicted model, not a curated record
AAGUUUAGCUUCUAUACUUCCGCGGUAAGGAUUAGAUGUGUAGUUACAUUGUACCGUUUAGUUUAGAGAUGCGGCUACCUUAGCCUGACAACGUUACAAUUAAUUUUGGAUAUUGUGUGCAAUUGGUGGUGCGGACGAAGAGGCGUUUUUGUCAUUUAUUGAAAGAGUAACGAUUACUAACCUUCCGCAAGUCUGUCUGUCCGUGUUGAGGUCUUUUUGGUAGCAUAGUCAACAGCCUUUAUCUACAGUUAGAGUAACGAUAUCUGGAAUCGACCAUAGAAAACUGAGGGAAUUGGGAUACUAGCCUAACGUUACACACAUUUCGAUUUAGUAGUUGUUACCCGAUAGUUAUUGUUAACUUUCGGUAUGCAGUAAGUGGAAGUGUUAUACGAACGAACGAUAGCUUUAAGUUAGCUCUAACUUAACGUUACAGUUCGACAUCUUUCCUUCAUUGCUCUAAAUACACAGUUCACGUAACGCUAUCUAGCGUGGUAGCAGAUGUAGCUGAACUAGCAUUUCUCAGUCACCUAUCGUUUACGGGUGCCAGCGUCAACAGAUUGUUCCUAGCUUGCCAACUCCCGUGUUUUUAUUAGCGCAAACAUCGACUAACUACACUACAGUGUUUUGAACUGUUAGCUGGCUAGUAUCUAUAGUCGAGUUUAUAGCAUUCGGUGGUAGCUCUUGGCAAAUGUUAGGUAGCUAAUGCAAAACGACCGGGAGUGAAACAACGUAGUCUAAGUAACCUUGUACCUGACUAGUUUAGUUGGAGGCCUUGUGUGAUCGUGAUAUUUUUCUACAAGGUUGGCCAUUGGCGAUAAUUCACACGUAGUUUGCUAACUGCCAAUUUGUGAAGACGGGGUUCUUAAUCUCGCGUUUAUGACGAUUUAUUUAGUCUAACAAAAUAGGUCGCGCUACGUAAGUACUACUAUCGCGCGUUAUUGUUUAUAUUAUUGUUCGCAAACGUUAGGUGGCCAACCAUAACUGGGGUGGGAGCUAGCUAAUAACGAUACUCCUGAGGGAACUCGUUAUUGACUGAUAAUUACAGUAUGAAUGGGUUUAGUACGGAAGAAGACAGCCACGAUGGCCCGUCGGCGCCGCCGUUUUACGGCCAGAGUUGUUGUUUAAUUGAAGACGGGGAGCGCUGUGGCCGCUCUGCUGGAAACGCCUCCUUCAGCAAGCGGAUCCAGAAGAGCAUAUCGCAGAAGAAACUGAAACUGGACAUCGACAAGAGCGUGAGACACCUGUACAUCUGUGACUUCCACAAGAACUUCAUCCAGAGCGUCCGCAACAAACGCAAGAGAAAAACCAGCGACGAUGGCGGGGAAUCCCCCGACCACGACGUUGAAAUACCAGAGGUGGAUCUGUUUCAGCUUCAGGUGAACACUCUGAGACGCUACAAGAGGCACUACAAGCUGCAGACCAGGCCCGGCCUUAACAAAGCACAGCUGGCAGAGACGGUGAGCCGUCACUUCCGGAAUAUUCCUGUGAACGAGAAGGAGACGCUGACCUACUUCAUCUACAUGGUGAAGAGCAACAAAAGCCGACUGGACCAGAAAUCCGACGGCAGUAAACAGCUUGACUGAGGUUACAUAUUUCAGCGCGAUUUUAAUUUGGUGGUUGUGCUCGUAAGCCGAAUGGUUUGUAGGCCUACCCAGCCUGGCCUAAAUUAAGACUUUUCAGACUCCGCAGGGUGAAUUUAUUUUGUGAAUACACCAUUAUCUGGAAGAAAUAAUUCAUUUAGUUAAGCCCCAGAUCCAAUCUUUAUACUUAACUUUAUACUACAAAUGUAGGGGUUAUAAACCCCCCACACAGUUUACUGGUGAGUCUUUCCAACUGUUAAAUGUUGUGUCGAAAACAGAAGUAGCAGUUUCUUAAUAUUGUUCCACAGAACUCCGUCAUAUUGAGUUGCAGUUGAAUAAAAUGUAACGGACGAGACCCAGUUUGGCUGAGGUAGAAAUAGGCCUACUCUUAUGGUGAUUUUUUAUUAUUAUCCUUUUUCUACUUCAAAUUCUUGUCUUGGCUGUUCAUUGUGCCAAACCCCAGGGCAAAAAAAGUUAAUCCUGAUGGAAAUGUUCCCCUUGGUGAUUUUGCUGAGAUAACGCCGGCAGCGUGGUCCAGUAGCUAAUGCUGUGAGUGCCGAGAAAGCGUCGUUAUUUAAAUACGGACUGCUGCGCCGAGACUGAAGACUGUCAGAGACUCUGGGCCUGACCGGUGUAGCCUGCCGCUUCUCUGUGCUGAUUUGACACUUUCCCCCUUCAGCUCUGUUGUUUUCUGCCCGUCUUUCUGUGACUGGCAGGAGCAGACCCGUAACGCAUUAGAACUCGUAAUACAGGCUGCGUUGCUUCAUACUACCGAUGACUCGCGCGUUACGAGCCACACGGCCGAGAGCUCGCCCGUUAUCAGCCUCGCGGCCGAGGACUCGGGCGUCACGAGCCGUUUCCUUCCCUGUGCGCCCUGGCUUCCCGCUUGCGCCUCUCCAGAUAUAGGAUCUGUCCGCUGAAACGUAUGAAUGUUUGAAUGUUUUAGUUUCUUAGUUUGAGAUUGUAUGGACUAUGUAAAUUAAAAAAUGACUUAUUUCCGGUCUGCUUUUUUUUUUUUUUUUUUUUUUUUUGCUUCAUGUGUCAAACGAAAUCAAGGUGUUUAAAAAUUAAAGGAUGUUUUUUUUUUUUUUUCUUUUGUACUUGUCACUUAAAGUAAAACAGCUCUAAAUUCCCACUCUACCAAGUUUUGGGGCCUGGUGGUUGGGGAGUGAUACGAUUUUAAAUGUUCAGUUUCCUCAUUUGUCAGUUUUGUCACAAUUUAAAAUCAUGAUCGUUCACAGUUUGUUUUUAGACAGUGGUUAAUUCAUUUCACUCAAAAACUGAAAUGGUUGUUUAAUCUUCAGUGAGGCCUUUUAUUAUAUUUCACCCUAAAAAUUGAAUAUUAAUAUUGAAUAAAGCAGAAUUAAUUCAGGAGACAAUUUUUACUGUAAAUAACUUCUGUGGAGAAAAAGCCUUUUGUUUUAUUGACUCAAGGUGCAGAUGUCCUCUUCAGUGUAGCCAAAUGGAAAGGCUUAAAUGUUAGAAUUAUUCCCUCCUCCGGACCGAAGCUUCUGUAGCCGUUUUGGCUACAGUCAGUGGUGAGAGUUGAUCACGUUUACCUGUGCUGGCUGUUUAAGACAAAAUAUGGCUGUAAAAAUAUCAAUUAUGGUUCAUAAUGUUCCAGAAUAAAGUAGUGACACCAACGCUGGCACUUAAGUUUUAAGAGAAAAAAAUAAAAGAGUAUUAUGCAUCUCUAAAACCAUCCUGGCAACUGUUGUGGGGGGGGGGGGGGGGUGGUUGUUAUGAGGUAAGAAUUGUAAGUUCAGCCUGUGGGACUUCACUCUACUAUUGUACACAGCUCGUAAACUCAGAUACCUUGUCAGAGGUAUCACAGGUCUGUUAGACUUAUAGUGUUGCCUUUAAGAGGUGGUUUGUCCAUUGUAAAUUAGAUGAUGUUGCUAACACUGCAUAUCCAAGUGUGUUGUUUGCUGGAAGAACAGAUCUCGGAGAGAGGUGAUAACAUGGUAUUUUUCCACAUGUGGAGCCCUGCCCUUAGUAGAGUUUGAUCAUGUUUCUGUUAUUUGUUUGCCUUUUUAGUUUGUUUACAGUUGUCCUCCUGUGUGCUGUAGGUAAAUGCCUUUGCCAGGUCGAAUAUAGGUUGUAGAAUUUUCUGUUUUUUUCCCAAGGUUGUGUAAUAUGUAAACUCUGGCUGUAACUAAAUCGACUAAAUUGCUGUUAAUUUCCAAACGCAUAUCUAUCGUGCUGCUUAUUGCGUUUAAUAAAUGUCAUGUGUCAAUAACAA